Molecule: messenger RNA, 1363 nt
Organism: Gracilinanus agilis (Agile Gracile Mouse Opossum)
Lineage: Eukaryota; Metazoa; Chordata; Mammalia; Didelphimorphia; Didelphidae
Gene: RBMX2
Product: RNA binding motif protein X-linked 2
Exons: 6
Coding region: 71-1189 (372 amino acids)
Biological process (GO): mRNA splicing, via spliceosome
Cellular component (GO): catalytic step 2 spliceosome; precatalytic spliceosome; U2 snRNP
Molecular function (GO): RNA binding
Source: RefSeq, a predicted model, not a curated record
AUUUCUCUGUGCUGCGCAGACGCGGCGUUCUAGGCAACCCGGAAAGAAGACGUUUGGGUAGUUCCUCAAGAUGAAUGCCUUGACCAAGGUGAAGCUCAUCAAUGAGCUCAAUGAACGCGAGGUGGAGCUCGGAGUGGCGGAGAAGGUGUCCUGGCACGCCGAGUACAAGGACAGCGCCUGGAUCUUCCUUGGAGGGCUCCCUUAUGAAUUGACUGAAGGAGAUAUCAUCUGUGUGUUUUCACAAUACGGGGAAAUUGUUAACAUUAAUCUUGUACGAGAUAAGAAGACUGGAAAAUCCAAAGGAUUCUGUUUUCUUUGCUAUGAGGAUCAGAGAAGCACCAUUUUGGCCGUUGACAAUUUUAAUGGGAUCAAGAUAAGAGGAAGAACUAUCCGAGUAGACCACGUGGCUAAUUAUAGACCCCCUAAGGAUUCCAAGAAUCUCGAUGAUAUCACCAGAACCAUUCGAGAGAAGGGCUGUGGGAUUAAAACCCCACCUUCUAGUUCUCCUGGCUCUUCCGAAGAUGAGAUGUCUUUGAAAAAAUAUAAAAAAGACAAAAAAGAAAAAAAAAGGAAGAAAAAAGACAGAGAUGCUAAAAUGACUAUGGAUAAACAGGAGAUGCCUACAUCAUCUUCCCUAGUAUCUCAACACAAGACCAGAAAGGAAAAGGAAGGUGUUGGCUUUGGAAAAUCUGCCAUUAUAGGCCUUGAGAGGGGCAGUAGUCCUGAGAGACGUGAAGGGCGUGAAGGACGAUGUGAUGGACGUGAAGGGUGUGAUGGACCUGCAAGACAGGAUGGACAUGAGGGGAGUGAAGUGCGGGAAGGGUAUGAUGGACAUGAAGGGAGUGAAGGACAUGAUGGACAUGGAGAAGGAUGUGAAGGACAUAAUUGCCCAACUGGCUCACCUGUAUCCCCCCAAAGUCAGCUUGAGUAUGCAGAGACCUCAAGGAAGGAAAAGUCAUGGCACAAGAAAUCCUCAGGCAGCUCUAGCAGGAAAGAAAAAAGAAAAAAAGAGAAGAGCAAGCAUCGGGACAGAAGCCGGAGCUCUGAAAAGCACUCACACCGCCAUGAGGAACAUUCUGAAGGGAGGACUAAGAAAAGGAAGCACAAACACAAGUCCCGAAGCUCCACAAAAGACUCUCAUUCCAGAGAUCGGGACCCAUCUUACUCAAGUCACCACAAGUCCAGUUAGAUGGAUGGCUUGGCUCAACUUUUCUGUCAUCCUAGAAAUGAAGAUUCAUCUUUAAAAAAUAACUCAUCUGAGCUAAGCUGGUAUUAUAGCUUCUAUAAAAUAAAGUCUCUGCUGCUCAGUACCCUCGCUUUCUUGAGUAUUGUAAUUAGAGGACUCUGGACCCUCCAAAUAUAA